AUGAUUGAUGUGUUAAUAUUUUUUAAGAUAGGCCUAAAUGUUUCAAAAGUCUGUUUCAAGGCAAGAUUUUUUUCCUUUGGGUGUGGGGGAAUGGGAGAGGAGCACAAUAACUUCUUAUGGGGCUUCCCAGGUGGUGCUAGUGGUAAAGAACCUGCCUACCAAUCCAGGAGAGGUGUAAGAGAUACAGAUUCAAGCCCUGGGUCGGGAAGAUCUCUGGAGGAGGGCAUGGCAAUCCACUUCAGUAUUCUUACCUGGAGAAUCCCAUGGACGAUAACUUAUCAUAGAUUGGUAUUAAAAUUACCAGCCUUGGGUCUUCCCUGGUGGUCCAGUGGUUAA
Rangifer tarandus platyrhynchus (Svalbard reindeer) is the source of this 336-nucleotide messenger RNA. The record is from the annotation of a GenBank genome assembly. NCBI's taxonomy places the organism in Eukaryota, Metazoa, Chordata, Mammalia, Artiodactyla, Cervidae.